Messenger RNA from Neurospora tetrasperma FGSC 2508, 2152 nucleotides. RefSeq lists its product as uncharacterized. Gene Ontology annotation, biological process: L-arabinose metabolic process. The transcript is spliced from 7 exons. The record is from RefSeq and is a predicted model, not a curated record. Lineage: Eukaryota; Fungi; Ascomycota; Sordariomycetes; Sordariales; Sordariaceae. Gene Ontology annotation, molecular function: alpha-L-arabinofuranosidase activity. The coding region runs from base 1 to 2004 and encodes 667 amino acids.
AUGGUACACUUUCACCUAAACCCCAGCCUGUGGGCAGUUCUUCUGACAUUCACGUCACUACAACCAUGUUCUGCCGACAAGCGCGUUGAUCUCAUUGUCCGGCCCGAUGGCGGAAAUGUUUCCUCCCCGAUUAUGUAUGGACUCAUGCACGAGGACAUCAAUAACUCCGGCGAUGGCGGCAUCUACGCCGAGCUCAUCCGUAACCGCGCUUUCCAGUCCGGCGACGAGUCCCGUUACCCAGUCACUCUCGACGGCUGGUCGGCCGUCAAUGGUGCCAAACUCAGCCUGAAGAAGCUUUCUCAGCCGCUCUCUGCCGCUCUCCCUUACUCCAUGAACGUAGCGGUUCCAUCAUCUUCGAACAAGACGGUUGGCUUUGCCAAUGCCGGGUACUGGGGAAUGGAUGUCAGAGUCCAAAAGUACACUGGGUCGUUUUACGUCAAGGGCGCUUACCAGGGAAAAUCCUUCACAGCUUCGCUCCAGAGUGCUCUGACUGGCGAAGUGUUUGGGACCACCAAGGUACCUGUCAAGAAGGCUGGCAAUGAUUGGGUAAAAUAUGACUUCGACUUGGUUCCAGAGAAGGCGGCACCAAACAGCAACAACACGUUUGCAAUUACUUUUGACGCUGCAGGCGUUCGUGGUGGUUCACUAGACUUUAACCUUAUCAGUCUGUUCCCGCCGACAUACAAUAACAGGCCAAAUGGGCUGAGGGUCGAUAUCAUGGAGGCUUUGGCCGCACUCAAGCCGAAAUUCCUUCGCUUCCCUGGCGGUAACAUGCUCGAGGGCAACACCCUCCCAACUUGGUGGAAGUGGAACGAAACGAUCGGGGACCUCAAGAACCGUCCCGGCCGGGCCGGCGUCUGGGGAUAUCCUCUGAGUGCUGGACUGGGUUUGGUUGAAUACAUGCAAUGGUGCGAGGACCUCAACUUGGAGCCAAUUCUCGCCGUUUGGAGUGGCCUUGCUCUCGACGGGGGCGAGCUCCCUGAAUCUCGCAUUGACGAGGCCGUCCAAAGCGCACUCGAUGAGCUCGAAUUCCUCACCGGCGACGCUUCCACACACUGGGGUGGCAUUCGCGCCUCCAUUCUCGGUCACACGCGUCCCUGGAAGAUCCGGUACGUGGAGAUUGGUAACGAGGAUUGGCUGGGCGGCGGCUCUACGGGCUUUGAGAAUUACAAGAAGUAUCGUUUCCCCGCCUUUUUCAAGGCAUUCCAGGAAAAGUACCCAGAGAUCCAGCUCAUCGCCUCGCCGUCAGUCUUCGAUGGCAUGACUAUUCCCAAGCCGGCUGGUGGAGAUUAUCACCCGUACUUGACACCAGAUAACAUGGUGUUGAGUUUCAACAAGUUUGAUAGUCUGACGAGGGAUAACUUGACCUUGAUUGGCGAGGCAGCAUCAACACACCCCAACGGCGGUAUCGGCUGGGAAGGUAACCUUAUGCCUUUCCCUUGGUGGGGAGGCAGUGUCGGCGAAGCCAUCUUUUUGCUCGGACUGGAGCGCAAUGGUGAUAAAGUCAUCGGCGCCACUUAUGCUCCUGGUCUUCGCAACCUCAACCGCUGGCAGUGGGCCAUGACGCAGAUUCAGCAUGCUGCUGAUCCAGCCUUGACCACGCUGUCAACCAGCUACCAUCUGCUGGGCACCACUGCCAUAACCAAGACGCUUCCCGUCACCGCCACGACCGGUGGCAUCGGACCGCUCUACUACGUCGCUGGAGAGACAGAAAGGGGAAGCAGCGUGUUCAAGGCCGCUGUCUACAACUCUACCGAGCCAGUUGCAGUCUCUGUCCAGUUCGCGGGACUUGGUGAAAAAGUAAAGCAGCCGCACAAGAAAACAGCGACCGCUACACUGACGGUCCUGACGGGUCCGACGAAUCCGUACGAGUACAACGAUCCGUGGAAGCAUAACAACGUGGUGGAGGAGACCAAGACCAAGUUGAAGGCGAAGGAGGGGGGGAUCUUUUCUUUCACUCUCCCACAACUGAGUGUUGCUGUUUUGGAGACGGAUAGUGAAUGAGACAGGUAGAGAGUGCAGUGGCAUACCUAGAUCAGUCCGUUUACCGACGAGAAUGUAGAUACCGACGUAGGUACUUUUACACAAGCGCUGCUGAGAAACCCCAGUAGAGGUAGGCGCUUCGGCCCGUGACAAACUCUUGAGGGAGCCU